AUGACUUCUUUGAAAAAUGCUGUGGCUGGGGAUUUGUGUUUCCUCACAAACAACAAGAUGUUCAGAGAAUAUCUUCUAGUGCAUUUUGCUUAUGCCAACGCCGUUAGAAAUCUCACUCUACCAUUUAUUGGGCAUCGCACUAUUGCCUUUGCUCAACAAUGCCUAGAGAGCAUAGAAACGAUGUUGGGAACAUCGAGUCACAACUGUAACGAUGGAGUUGCUCAAAUCUUCAACAUGUUCGUAGCCAAUCUCUCUUCGAACAAAUCGUUCUCCACGUUGCUGAUUACCAACAGCAUUUGUAUCGCGGAAAAGUCGGCGAAUCUUGACGAUGUGCAAAACAUCCGGCUGAUCACGAAAGAAGAACUUGACGUUGUUUAUGACAGCUUAACUGCCUCUCUCAUCAGAAGAGGGUAUAUCAAUGCUACCAAAGAUCGACAAGUCGUUUACAGUAGUCCUUUCUACCUCAGCAACUUUUCCACAAUCUGUAGGUCGGAAAUACCAUUUGUUCCAUUGCUUCGCUCGGCUCCAUUUCGAAGGGCGAAGCAUCUUUACAUUGCACUUGAUGAUAUGGUGGGCAUCUCCAUUUGCGCUACGAUCAGCGUUGCCGUGUUUGGUUCGAUCAUUUACCAGUAUGUAAAACGGCAGCAUAAGAAACAACUGGACAUACUCGCCGAGAUGAUGCUCCAGCCGAGGCUAUACAAAGCUGCGCAAGAGUGUCCAAAAGUGGCGCGACUGCCGUGGGAAAUAAAAUCUGACAGGGUUCAUAUUGACAAGGAGUUCAUGUUGGGAGAAGGCACAAUAUCAAAUGUGUAUUUGGGCAAAUUGAAAGGAAAGUCUCCUAUACUUCAGUGGAUUGGGCGUGUAGAAAUGAAGCAAUAUCAAGAUUGCCCUAUUGCCGUUAGGGUCCCGCGACAUUUCGACGAACCAGAAGAGGAUCAGCUGUUCAGGGAAAUCUCAUCGAUGAGAAGACUGCGGCAUCAUGACCAUAUCGCUUUGUUCUUGGGUAUGCAUUGA
This is a messenger RNA of Cylicocyclus nassatus, 1014 nucleotides long. Lineage: Eukaryota; Metazoa; Nematoda; Chromadorea; Rhabditida; Strongylidae. The record is from the annotation of a GenBank genome assembly.